This is a messenger RNA of Tyto alba (common barn owl), 3706 nucleotides long. RefSeq names its product SMG8 nonsense mediated mRNA decay factor (gene SMG8). The transcript has 4 exons. Gene Ontology annotation, biological process: nuclear-transcribed mRNA catabolic process, nonsense-mediated decay. NCBI's taxonomy places the organism in Eukaryota, Metazoa, Chordata, Aves, Strigiformes, Tytonidae. Bases 20 to 2956 code for a protein of 978 amino acids. The record is from RefSeq and is a predicted model, not a curated record.
GGCGGGCGGAGCGGGGGCCAUGCCGCUACCGGCCGGGCUGCCCGGAGCGGCGGCGGCGGGGGGAGCGAUGGCGGUGGGGCCCGUGAACCUGCGGGAGUUGCUGUUGGCCGCCACGGCUGCCGCCGAGGCGGGGAGCGGCGCGGCGGCCGGCGGCGAUGAGGAGGUGUGCGUGGUGGGCAUCUUCGGGAAGACGGCGCUGCAGCUGUGCUCGGAGAAGGCGGCCUUGGUGAGCACCGUGUGCGACCGGCAGGUCUUUCCGCUUUUCGGGCAGGAGGAUCCCGAUCCGGCGGACGGAGCGGCGGGGCAGGAGGGUGAACCGUUGACCAAGGACUACAACCAGUUGCAGGCCUACUACAGCCAGGAGAGCCGGGUGCUGUACCUGGUGCUCACCUCCAUCUGCGACACGCCGCAGCUGCUGCGGGCCUGCGGGGACCUGGCGGCGGCCGAGAGCAGGGAGCCCGGGCCCGGCCACCCCUCCGGUGGCCCGGCCCCACUGCCUCAUGCCGAGGCCCACGAGUUCUGGAAACACCAGGAGAAACUGCACUGCCUGAGCCUCCUCUACCUCUUUUCCGUCUGCCACAUCCUGCUGCUGGUGCACCCCACCUGCUCUUUCGACAUCACCUACGACCGCGUCUUCAGGGCGCUGGAUGGGCUGCGGCAGAAGGUCCUGCCCUCCCUGAAGGCUGCCAUCAAAGACUGCCCGGUGGGCAAGGAGUGGAAGCUCAACUGCAGGCCGUGCCCUCCCCGCCUCCUCUUCCUCUUCCAGCUCAACGGGGCCCUGAAGGUGGAUCCCCCUCCAAGCAGGGGACAGGACCCCUGCGGUCACCUGGAGAAGCCACCCCCCAAGAAGCACUCCCCCAAGAGGAGGUUGCAGCACGCUUUGGAGGAUCAGAUCUAUCGCAUCUUCCGCAAGAGCAGGGUGUUAACCAACCAGAGCAUCAACUGCCUGUUCACCGUGCCUGCGAACCAGGCUUUCGUGUACAUUGUGGCUGGUGGGGCCCAGGACGGAGAUGAUCCGGUGGCCAUGCUUCUUGAGCAACUCAGGAGCAACUGCACCAUGAGAGAGACAGACUCGCUGCUGGCUCCCACCCUGUCAGGACCCAGGAGGUAUCAGAUGAUGCGGCAUGGCAGGCAGCAGCUGUCCUUCCACGCAGAGAGCAGCAGCAGCAGCUCCAGCUCCUCUGGACAGCUUGUGGACUGCACCCUCAAGGAGUUCUUGUGGCAGCAUGUGGAGCUGGUGCUUAGCAAGAAGGGCUUUGACGACAGCGUGGGGAGGAACCCCCAGCCCUCUCACUUCGAGCUCCCAACCUACCAGAAGUGGGUUGCUGCAGCUUUAAAACUGUAUGAAGUGACCAUCGAAGGCAAAGAUGAUGACCCAACCUCUCUCACUGGGGAACUGAGCUCAAAAAUCAUGAGCAGCAUCAAAGUCUUGGAAGGCUAUUUGGAUAUAGACACCAAGUUCUCAGAAAACCGUUGCCAGAAAGCUCUCCCCAUGGCCCACAGCGCCUACCAAUCCAACCUGCCCCACAACUACACCAUGACAGUCCAUAAGAACCAACUGGCACAGGCUUUGCGUGUGUACAGCCAGCACGCCCGCGGCCCAGCCUUUCAUAAGUACGCCAUGCAGCUUAACGAGGACUGUUACAAGUUCUGGAGCAACGGGCAUCAGCUUUGCGAAGAGCGAAGUUUAACUGACCAGCACUGCGUGCAUAAGUUUCAUCUGCUCCCAAAAGCAGGGGAAAAGCCAGAAGCAGACAGAAAUCCUCCAGUUCUGUACCACAACAGCCGGGCUCGUUCCACUGGUGCCUGUAACUGUGGAAGGAAACAAGCUCCUCGGGAUGACCCCUUUGAUAUCAAAGCAGCUAAUUACGACUUUUACCAGCUACUGGAAGAAAAAUGCUGUGGGAAGCUGGAGCACAUCAACUUUCCCAUAUUUCAGCCAAGCACACCUGAUCCGGCACCUGCUCGGGAUGAGUCAUCGCCUGCCCCUCCGGAAGGCGAGAUUGAGAAGCUUAAGGAAAAAGAACCUCAGACUCAGGGAGAAAGCACGGGCCUGAGCUUAGCCCUCAGCCUGGGCCAGUCGACAGGCAGCUUGGGCACUUACCCGCCUGAUGCCCAGGGUGGAGGGGACAAUGCAGAAAGUCAUGGGCAGAGUGGGGACUCCAAAAGUGAGAAAAGGCCAAGCCUGGUAGAUCGCCAGGCGUCCACUGUCGAGUACCUCCCCGGGAUGCUCCAUUCUAAUUGCCCCAAAGGCCUUUUGCCUAAAUUCUCCAGUUGGUCACUGGUUAAGCUGGGGCCUGCUAAGGCUUAUAACUUCCACACCGGCUUAGAUCAACAAGGCUUUAUCCCAGGAACAAACUAUUUAAUGCCUUGGGACAUCGUCAUCAGGACAAGAACUGAAGAUGACGGAGACUUAGAUACCAAUUCCUGGCCGGCACCUAACAAGGCUGUUCCUGGAAAAAGAAGUGCAGUUGUGAUGGGAAGAGGAAGACGGAGAGAUGACAUAGCUCGAGCUUUUGUAGGAUUUGAAUAUGAAGACGCACGUGGUAGGAGGUUCAUGUGUUCAGGGCCCGAUAAGGUCAUGAAAGUGAUGGGAGGGGGGCCAAAGGAAUCUGCCAUCAAAGCCCUCAAUUCUGACAUGCCGCUGUACAUCCUGUCGUCAACUCAGGGGCGAGGACUCAAGCCACAUUACGCUCAGUUCAUGAGACUCUUUGUGGUGGUUCCUGAUGCUCCACUGCAGAUCACGUUAACUCCUCAGGUUCAACCAGGGCCACCACCUUGUCCUGUAUUUUACCCUGAGAAGCAGGAAAUAACCCUUCCAGCUGAUGGGCUGUGGGUGCUUAGAUUUCCUUAUGCAUACGUGACAGAACGUGGACCCUGCUUUCCUCCCAAAGAAAGCCAACAAUUAAUGAGUUACAAAGUUCUCCGAGGAAUACUGAAAGCAGUUACACAAUAAGAAUAGUUCUGGUAGAUUGAUUUUAGUUUAAAAAUACUAUUUUCAAUCCAAAUAAUGGAUUUUGAUUCAUGUCUGUUACCCAGCAGCUAUCACUGCAAUCUAGUGAAGACCACUGCAUUUCACUGGAACACAGUCUGGUUGAGAAUAAGGUCUGAUAUCAAAGCAGAGAAAGGAAUCCAAGAUGUGUACAUUUUCUGUUUAUUACAUUUUCAUAUGUAAAAGAUAAAAGCUGGUUAUUGUAAUGUAUUGAGCUGGUAUUACUAGAUGUUUUAAUGAUAGUUCUUUUCCCCAUGUUUAGGAAUAUUUAAGAUUUAGCACUGCCUGAAAUCAAGUUUCCUUUGUCAUAUUGAGGCAAUGAUUGGCAGAUUCUUUUCCCUUUUUCUAAACAAGCUAUCUGUAUGCAAACAGUGGUUGCUUUUCAAUGUGAUGUGAGAAAUCAUUUGUCUCUGAUCUUGUCUUUAAAAAGAAAAAGGCAUUGCAGUUCUGAUAUUUAUUGACAACAUAAUCAGAAACUGUGCUUACCUAGAUCAUGUUGAAGUAUUUUACUGUAUUUGUAUUCAUAGAUCAGAUUUUGUUAAAAGGCUGACUUAAUUUCAUACUUGGAAUGACAGAUCUCUUUGGAAACGAAAACUGCUGGUCAAUUUGUGGAAAAACUAGAGCUGUAUGAGCUUGGUUCAUUGUAAGCAACUGCUGCUUAAUUGUCAGUAUGGCUGGAUUUGUGAUUAAACACACUUUUGUUUGCUAAAAGGA